Molecule: messenger RNA, 930 nt
Organism: Podarcis lilfordi (Lilford's wall lizard)
Lineage: Eukaryota; Metazoa; Chordata; Lepidosauria; Squamata; Lacertidae
Source: the annotation of a GenBank genome assembly
AUGGCGUCUCCGCAGUGGAACGCCUCCCAUACAUCAGGAGAUACAUAAGGAAUGGAGGGGAGGGGGAAGGAAUCAAGAAGCCUGGCAGGGGCGCCUCAUUGAAUUGCUUUGUGAAACCCACGCAGGAGAUGGAAACGUUUCCUAAAUCACGCCUGCCAACCUCUCGGGUGUUGUGGCGGGAUAUUUGUCAGUGGUGAGGGAAAUAAACGUGUGCCGAAGGCCGCUUGCCCUUUCCAAACUUUAAUGUAGGGCAGAUCUCAUCUGCAACAGAAGGGCCCCUGGUUCAUUCUUGGGCCUGAAGCGCUGGAAGGUCACUCUCCGUCAGGGUAGAACUAGGCGGACCAAGGAUCUGGCUGAGUGGAAAGCAGUACACUAUGUUUCUACACAUCCCCAGCGAGGUUUAGCACUCGCUAAAUUGAUUUUUAAGGCACACUCCUGGUUCAGAUUAAGCCCUGAAUCUACCUGCCCUUGCUUUAACCUCUGCCACCCACCCCGGGCAAAAAUAAAAUCCCGAAGAUAAAUGAGGCCAGGGGCUUGGAGUCCCUCGACUGAGAUCAUGUCCUCUUUGGUUUGGGCAGAGUCCUCGAGAAGAAGCAGAAGACCGGCGACACCAUCGAGCUGACGGAAGAUGGGAAACCCUUGGAGCAGCCCGAGAAGAAGGCGCCCCUGUGCGACUGCACCUGCUUCGGGCUCCCGCGGAGAUACAUCAUCGCCAUCAUGAGCGGACUGGGCUUCUGCAUCUCUUUUGGGAUCCGCUGUAACCUGGGAGUAGCCAUCGUGGACAUGGUCAAUAACAGCACUAUACACCGAGGAGGGAAAGUCAUCAAAGAGGUGAGAGAGAGAGAGACGUUGAGACAGUUCUCCUCUUCCACCUGCACCAUCACGACUCCCAAACGCCCUUCAGGCGUCCAUUUUAAGAACAUGGGCUAG